UAACAACAUUAUACUCCUAGAAUAAACAAGUUUAAGUAACAUACACAUAAUUUAGCAAUUUUUUUAAGAAAUUCUUUACGUAAUCGACUAAUUCUUACGUUGAGUUAGUUUAUAGUGGCCUGCCCAGCACGAAUUUUUAAGGAUGACUUAACCAGAGAAAGUUUAUUAAUGUACUAAGAACAAGAAGAGAUUUUACGAUCAGCAUUCACAUUCAGUAUCAUAUGAACUGCGAAAUAUAAGAUAAGAUGGAUGUUGAAUCGUUCCGAGAGUUCGGUAAAGCUAGUGUUGACUAUAUUGCGGAUUAUAUUGAAAAUAUCCGUAAGAAAAAGGUUCUACCGUCCGUAGAGCCAGGGUACCUACAAAACGAAAUUCCGGAACUAGCUCCUCUUUCUGGAGAACCAUGGCAAAAUAUCCUUCCCGACGUCGACAGAGUCAUUCUUCCAGGAUUAACCCACUGGCACUCUCCGCAUUUCCAUGCUUACUUUCCAACAGCGAAUUCGUUCCCAGGAGUUGUUGGAGAGCUGUUUUUGUCCGGAUUGGGUUCGAUCUCUACUGAUUGGGUAAGAAUACAACAAUCCAAUCCCGCUUGUGUUGAACUGGAAGUAAGAAUGAUGGACUGGUUAGCUAAAAUGCUUGGACUACCAGAACAUUUUCUUAACGAAUCAGAAGGUCCCGGAGGAGGUGUAAUACAGAACGCAGCGAGCGAGUCAACAUUGGUAGGCUUGUUAUCUGGAAAGCAGAGAACAGUAAAACACAUCCUCGAUAAAAACCCUAACCUAACUCCAGAAGACGUAAAAGGAAAACUGAUAGCUUAUACCUCAAAAGAAUCAAACUCUUCCGUAGAAAAAGCCAGUUUACUAGCCUCAGUUCCAAUGAGACUACUGCCUACAGACUCAGAUUGCCGUUUACGUGGAGAUACUUUACAGGAAGCUAUCCAGAAAGAUAAGGCAGAAGGCCUGAUUCCGUGUUGUGUUGUAGCUAGUCUAGGUACUACUGGAACCUGCGCGUUUGAUGACUUGGAAGAAAUUGGACAGAUAUGUCAGAAAGAGAAUAUUUGGUUACAUGUUGAUGCUGCAUAUGCCGGAGCAGCUUUGGUUUGUCCAGAAUAUCGGUAUCUAUUAAAUGGCAUUGAUCACGUGGAUUCUUUUAACUUCAAUCCUCAUAAGUGGUUCCUUACCAACUCAGAUUGCUCAGCAAUGUGGUUUAAAAACACCAAAGAUGCAGAGGCAGCAUUCAAAUUGAAAGCAGCUAUUCCAUCAGAUCCAAUAUUUGAACCAGAACUUGAACAUUGGCAAAUUCCCUCUUCUAGACGAUUCAGAGCCUUAAAACUGUGGUUUGUGAUGAGAAUAUACGGUGUGCAAGGUAUUCAGAAGCAUAUUCGUCAUCAGGUGUCUCUUGCUAAAUACCUAGAGGACCUUGUAACGUCAGAUAAACGAUUCGAACUGUUAAUUUCAAGUUUAGGAGUCGUGGGAUUCAGACUUAAUGGUGACGAUAGUGCCACUCAAAAGUUACUGGAUAAAAUUACAGAACGAAAAAAUUUGUAUAUAAUGCCUUAUUAUUACCAGAACAAGCUAAUGGUCCGGUUUGUCGUCUGUAGUCGACUAACUGAAAAGGAAGAUAUAGAUUUCGCUUGGAAAGAAAUCACAGCAAUUGUAGCAGCUAUGUUCAAUAAAAAGUCCAGAAAAAAUAAUAGGAAAAAGAAAGAUAUUGAAACAGCCAUUCUAACGAAAGUUGCUACAACAACCUUUCCUACAGAUUUUAAUGAUAAACUCAAUGUAGGAUUAUUUUUAUAAAUUGUGUAGAGUUGUUUUAGAUUUUUUUGUCUUAAAUAAAUGUAAGAUUAUGACAACUAUGUAGUAUUCAAAAUAACUUAAUCAAACUACAAGAUUUUAGUUUUUAUGUUAUAUUUGCAGUAUAAUUUUUAAUACUUAGAAGCAGAUAAAUAUAUCAAUUGUUAAAAAAACGAUAUUUAAAUAUAUUGUAUAAAUUGUU
Messenger RNA from Diabrotica virgifera virgifera (western corn rootworm), 1992 nucleotides. Its product is annotated as aromatic-L-amino-acid decarboxylase-like. The transcript has 5 exons. The record is from RefSeq and is a predicted model, not a curated record. Gene Ontology annotation, biological process: catecholamine metabolic process; amino acid metabolic process. Gene Ontology annotation, molecular function: pyridoxal phosphate binding; aromatic-L-amino-acid decarboxylase activity. NCBI's taxonomy places the organism in Eukaryota, Metazoa, Arthropoda, Insecta, Coleoptera, Chrysomelidae. The coding region runs from base 246 to 1793 and encodes 515 amino acids.